GAGCGAGCGAGUGCUGUGCAGACGCGAGUGCGUAGAUAGGGUCCAGCGAACGCGAGCGCGUAGAGAGGAUGGGUUUUCAGCUCGCAAGCGCACACGUGCACGUGGUUCGACUUUUGGCACUAAUGUAACGCCGAGCGAGCGAGCAAGUGCUGUGCAAACGCGAGCGCGUAAAGAGGAUGGGUUUUCUGCUCGCUAGCGCAUACGCGCGUGUGGUUUUUAUGCGCGCGAGUUUUGGCACUAAUUUAACGCCAUAAGUUAAAUCCACAGUUCAUCAGAAGUGAAGAUCAUUUCGGCAGAUCCCGGAGCAUCAACAAAUUUAAGAAAAGAUCUGAUUAUGAGUCGACUUUUUGCCUUUCUUUGGGUAUUUUACAACAGCGGCCUUCUGUCUGGAGCCACUGUAACAAAAGGUAACUGUCCUUUCAUCUUUUCCUUGGAUGUUGGUCAAAUCUAUAUCUCAUACCCCUAACCUUAACCCCUAAACCUGAAUAGUUGUUCAGGAUACAAAUUUAACAAUGCCCCCCAAUUAGAAAGGACUUACUAUUACUAUCAUUUCUAAAGCGAUGUAUGGCUGUAAGAGAUAUAGAAUAUAUUGACAAAUAAAGCAUAUAUUUAAUAAUCAAAAAUGUAAAAAUUUGCGGAUUAUAUUACUACAAAGUGAGGCAGCAUGGGGGUGCAGUGGUUAGCACUGUCGCUUCGCACCUUUGGAACCCGGGUUCCGUGGAGUUUGCAUGUUCUCCCCGUGUCAUCGUAAGGUUUCCUCUGGGUGCUCUGGUUUCCCCCCACAGAGUCGCCCAACUGCCCGUCAGUGUGCAUGUUGAGUGACUGUUCCCUGCUAUUGGUUGCUGCCCCAUCCUGGGUUCUUCCCUGCCUUGUGCCCAUAGGCUCUGGACCCACCUCCCAAUAGGUGGAUUGGGAAAUAGGAGAAGCAGUUUCAGAAAAUGGAUGGAUGGAUGGAUGGAUUACUAUAAUGAUGCUAUCAGCAUAGAAGGGGGGCAGAUCAGGAUCUAAUAGCUACAUCUUCUUAAUUGAACCUUGUCACCAGUAAUCAGAUAUCAGUAAAAGCAGGAGACACGGUACAUGUGGUAAAGACUCAAAGCAAAUUCAGCUUUUGAAAGUUUUCAGCUUCCAGGCAGUAUACAAAAUAAUGUGAUGCGGCAAUACAUCGAUUUCCCUCACAAGAAACAGAAAGUGACACACGGGGCAAAAAGAGUGGACGAAAGCAGAAUAGAAAAAUAUCGUUGUAGCUAAUAAAUAAAGAGAGGGAGAGUGAGAUGGAACGAUUGCCCGUACUUUGUUUGUGUUUCCUGGUGAUUGGCUUCUGGCUCUCUGCUCAAACAACAAAAACACAUAGACGCACUAGGAGAGAUGAGGUACAGAUGAGAAUAACUAGUGCGGUGAAUGGGAACAGGAACGUCAUUUAUUAACAUAGUGUGGUGAGAGGAGAAAGGACCGGGAGAUGGUUUCUUCAUCCUAGAAAAAGCAGGAUGUUUAUUAUUAUAAAAGACAGGAAAACAAAUUCCAGCUGCAUCUAAGAGAGAAGUGGCCCGCUUACACUCUGGCAGGAAAAAAAAUAAAUCUUCAAAAUAAAAACACCCGUGCCCUGAGAAUUCUUACAGUCUAAGAACUCACUACACAGGACUGUUUUUAAGUGCUUGCAUUAUUAGAAGUUCUGAGGAUUGUAGACUCAUUGGAGUUGAACCAAAAAUAAAAGGAAAAGCUUAACUCUGCUUUGCUGAUCAAACCCCCGGAUUGGAAAGACAUCAUUAAAAAGUUGCUUCCAAAUAGGCCAGUGAUGGGCACCUGUUUUCUGUAAUGCCCUUAACACGGAUUCUCAUGCUGCACCUUCAGAGGCCAGUUCCCGGUGAUCACCUUCAUGUGGAAUUGUCCCAUCCGCUGGUUUCCACUUCACCUCAUGCUUCAUGUGGCUGCCCAUGCAUAGAAAAUCCAGUCAUGGAUACGCCUAUACAUUUAUAGAAGCCAAUCAGGCACCAUGGAUGAGAUCUCUUGUGUAAAUGAUUAUUUGUUUACAAUAACCUGCACAGUAAGAAUCUCCAAAGGCUCAGAUCAUAUCAGAAACAUUUCAUACUGGCUCGAAUUUCAGCACUAUGGAAAAAUAUUCAACUGUUCACUUGCAAAAAUACUGGAUAAUUACCAAUGUACAUUGCAGUCUCCAGAAAGAUUUAUAGACACGGAGCAUUUUGUCAUAAAGCUUUGGGAUAAUUUGCGGACUGCCAUGUUAGAAAAUAGGUACAAGCCAGCAAAACACAUUAAACCAGUAGCACCCUGUAACCUAAGCGUCCACUGGUUUCCUGGUGGCUAUAAUUUCACUUGGCAGAACAGUUAUGAAAAAAUUCAGCCUCGGGUUUUCCUGAUAAGGUAUCUGAAAUACAGACUUUGGUACUACAGAAGUGGAGAUUCGGAUGAUGUGACAAAGAUAGAGUUAUUUGAGAAACUAGUCCAGGUUGAAGACCUGAGGUUGGAACCAGACACAGAGUACAUAGCAAAAGUGUCCUCUAGCCCUAUUUCGAACCAUUACUGUGGGCAAUGGAGUGAUUGGAGCCCAGCUGUAAGGUGGAGGACCUACAAACGACAGGGUAAUGGUGCACUGCUGUUAGUUGGACUCGCUGCAUGUGCUGCAAUUGCCAUAAUGCUGUUUUUAUUCUUCAGACUGAAACCUAGGCUAAACCUAAAAAAGUACUUCAGUGUUCCAACACCAGAACCUUUCUUUCAAUCCCUGUACAAUAAAUAUAAGGGAGAUUUCAAGAGCUGGGUCAUGUCUCAAGGAAAUCUGGGAAGACCAUUAAAUAUAGAGGAACCCUUGAAACUUGACACCUUGGUUGUGGCCCCUCCCAUAGACCACAAAGAAAGCUAUAUUCUGCCCCCUCUCCAACACACACAGACUUACACCACCUAUGUCAAUCCAUUGGUCAACACCUAUGGCAUAGAUCCACAGGACUCCCUGUUCUCCGUCCCCUUCCUGAUGCCUGAACUUAGUGUCAUAGUGGGUUCUGUCCUGAAGCACACAGGCCCCGACGUAGGGGACUCAAGAUUCGGGGACCUGCAGUGUAGCACAGGCUACAGCAACAAUUACUGCACGCUCACUGCUACAGGCAAUGAGCUCAUCCCCAGCAAAGCACCAGAGGAAGAUUGCGAUGGCACAUUGCAGUUCACAAAGCUUUAAUACUAGUCAUAUUUUAGAUGGGGACUUGCAGUUUGUGGAAAUCUGGACAUAAAAAUGUGGAUACACAUUAGCCUUUGGUAUAAUACAAUCCAUCUAUCUAUCAAUUGCAGGAUCACAAGCUUUUUCAAUUCCACUAUCUGAAAUAAGCAGAAUUAAUGCUGAAUUGACACAGUGUAUGUCCUUAAUAUGCUUUACUUUUCUGGGGAAUUUCCAAUCAUUCUAAUUUCCCAUUAAUAGGUUGGGAAGUAUUUUUUUUUGUUGUUACAAUGUAAAUGUGUUAGCUGGUGUCCUCACUGACUUUUUAACUGCUGUAAAUAUUUUGAUAUUUUUCUAUAAAUGAAAUGGUAAUAUAUGUAAAUUGUAUUGUAAAAAGUAAGCACUGUGGGAAGAACAAGUAUAUUCAUAGACAGAGUUUGAUGUUUGCACAGACAACCUAUUACAGUGGUACCUCGACCCACGAACAAUCCUGUUCACGAACAAAUCGGGUUACGAACCAGAUGUUCGGAAUUUUUUUUGUACCGGUUCGCGACCCGUGUUUCAGGCUGCGAACACACAAACAUCCCCCAAACGCAACCCGAGGAGGCACCUGAAACAUGAUGAAGUGUUCAUUAUGCCCAAGAACGGCUGUGGAAUGUAUAAAAAACUUGUUGUAGAUGUCUUUACUAUAUCUCUUCAGAGGUUGAAUAUUUGAAAAAAAUAUAUAGCGAGAGAACAUUUUAUUAUAGCGGUACCUUUCAGUGAUUGAUAAACAUGUUUGUGAUGGUUUUUAACAGUCACAUAUCUAUGCAUAAAAUUACAGUACUUCAUUAACAUAAAUUAACUCCUAUUUUAGUGUUAUAUUCUCCAGUCACACAUAGUGGCAACUGCGUAUUGUUUGUUUAUAGUACAAACAAAGAAGUUCAUUGCCAUGCAACGCGUGGCAUCAGGAAAUGUACAUGAAAAUUUUUGGCAUAUGAAAAUAAUGUACAGUAUAAUUUUUUUUUAAAAUCACAUUUUUGAAAUUACUGUAUUGUUUUUGACUGUUAUUCAGUCUUUUAAUGUUAAUUGUUUAGUUUUUGGGGGGAUGUUUUGUGGUUCUUUUCCAUGUUUUGGCGUCUUUCGAGCGGCCAGCCCGCUAACAAGCGUAUGCUCAGUUGUCUAUUGGUCCGCCUUCCGUAAACGUUUCUUCUCUUAUCUCUUUCCCUUUUUGGCUCUAGUGUAAUUACACAUUUUUUGGUGCCGCGCCUAGCAUAAACAGUGUUUAUUCAAGUGCUGUGCUCAUGAAUGUUAAUUCUGUGUUCUAGUGUAAUUACACGUAUUGUACAUUAAAACAUAUUUUUGUUUCUGA
This is a messenger RNA of Paramormyrops kingsleyae, 4508 nucleotides long. NCBI's taxonomy places the organism in Eukaryota, Metazoa, Chordata, Actinopteri, Osteoglossiformes, Mormyridae. The record is from RefSeq and is a predicted model, not a curated record.